This is a messenger RNA of Glarea lozoyensis ATCC 20868, 1620 nucleotides long. RefSeq names its product EF-hand. Gene Ontology annotation, molecular function: protein binding. The record is from RefSeq and is a predicted model, not a curated record. The transcript has a single exon. The coding region runs from base 1 to 1620 and encodes 539 amino acids. NCBI's taxonomy places the organism in Eukaryota, Fungi, Ascomycota, Leotiomycetes, Helotiales, Helotiaceae.
AUGAGUACCAAUCAUCCAAGAGUAGCCCCCGAACGGUUUGACAAGGAUGCAGCAAUUGCAGCAACCCAAAGUGCUACAGCUCUCAGAGGAGCCGCACUCGCCUUCGGAAAACCUCCUGUGAAACCGAAACCUCAAGUCAAUACAUACAGCGGAAAUAAUGGGGCUUUGGCUGCUGCGACCAAAGUAGGAGGGGCUCGGAGUGUAAACAAUGGGGCGUUGCUAGAUGGAACACUGGAGGGACAAAGGAGAGGACAACUUCACAUCUACGAUGGUCCAGGGAGACAUAUAAACCAUGUUGACGACGAUCAAAGAUACACGGCGCGGACUGGGAAUGGCCUCUUACGACCUAAACCAGAGCAGGCCAAGUCAGCGUCUUUCCUCGCAGCAAAUCUAGCGGCUUCAAGAUCUCCCUCUGUCAGUCCGAAUGUUACUGGCCAGCAACACCAAAGACCCGGUACGGUUGGUAAUUGGGAAGGAAUUGCUAUCUCUCGGCGAUCACUCUCUCCGUUGAGAAGUAGUGGUUCUUCAAGAGGCUCCGAUCAACCCUUAGAUCUCACAUCUAUCCCGCCAACCACAUCCCUGAUACAUAUGUUCGAGCAGAGCCAGACGGAAUCGCAAGCACGGCCGGCUCUCUUAGCUGCGCAAAGAAGCGUCAGUUCAUCUUCUUACCAAAAUCGCACCGUUCCGACCCAAGAGCACGCUGCUCCGCCACUAAAGCCAUCCCGACCAAAAGAUAUAUCAUCUAGAUAUAUAGUAGAUCCACCUCGACCUGUAGAUACACACAAGGUAGCACCUAUACUACCUCGACCACAUCCCACGUUGAAUGCAAAGAACGAUACCGAGGAGGCCUCUUCAGAUGAAUCUUUCGUGUCCGCUACAGAUGGCAGGUCAAUGGUCCGCGCCAAAGUUGAUCAGCCAAAGCGUAUUGCAUCUACUUCCCAACACACUGCAAACUCCGCAGCUGCAAUAGAUUCAUUAGCAAAUGCAAUAGUAGCAAGUAGCUUAGCCUCUUCUCGAGCCGCCUCUCCGUCCAAGAGCCUCCGGCCACCAGCUCCUCCGUCACGACGAAGCCCCAGAGGCCAUCAUUUGUACCAUGGUGAAACAUCUAGGUCUGGGAGUCCUUCCAAACCUGUUGGUCUGCGAACGACGAUGAGAAAACCAAAGUUGGAAAAAGAGCCUGAUGAAGGUGCGAAACGUCGAAUGAAGAAGGCACACCUGAUGAAAAAGCACCCGAACAAGCAUCAUGAAGGGGAUCGUAAGCGUUGGCGGGAUGAGAUUACCGAAAGAGAACGAAGACGCUAUGAAGCUGUUUGGGCUAGUAAUAGGGGUCUCCACCUAUCAGCUGGCUUAGAAUCAUCAGUCUCUAAUUUGGUAGUGCGAGAUAUCUGGUCUAGGUCUAGGCUAAACAGUGAUAUCCUUGAAGAAGCUUAUGACCUCGUCAACCGAACCGAAGGGGGCAGCUUAGGAAAGGAAGAGUUUGUCGUUGGUCUUUGGCUAGUUGAUCAGCGACUCAAAGGAAGGAAGCUGCCGAUUCGGGUCAGUGAUAGCGUAUGGCAUAGCGUAGGUGUGUUAAGGGAUAUGAAAAUGAAGACAAACAAGAAGCCAAGUAAAGGAAGGUAG